AUGGAUAAUUAUUCGAUGGAUGGGAGAACAUACAGAUACUUUAAGGGGCCUGGCAACCCUUUGUAUCCAUUUGGUUAUGGGUUAUCAUACAGCAAGUUUAUUUAUAAAAAUUUAUCGACUAACUUGUUUGUAAUAAACCAAGUUUACAAAAGCAAUAUUACCGUUGAAGCUGAUGUUUAUAAUCUCGGACCUUAUGAUUCAGAUGAAGUCACACAAAUUUACAUAGCAUGGAAUGACAUCCCAGUGUCGAUGCCGAAGUUACAACUUGUCGCUGUUCAACGAAACUCUAUAAUAUUUGAUAAUCAGCCUUUCAAACUUUCUUUAAUUAUAAACGUAAAUCAGUUAAAAAUAUGGGAUGAAACAAAAGGUUUUUAUCUUCACCCUGGUUAG
Molecule: messenger RNA, 390 nt
Organism: Helobdella robusta
Lineage: Eukaryota; Metazoa; Annelida; Clitellata; Rhynchobdellida; Glossiphoniidae
Exons: 2
Coding region: 1-390 (129 amino acids)
Biological process (GO): carbohydrate metabolic process
Molecular function (GO): hydrolase activity, hydrolyzing O-glycosyl compounds
Source: RefSeq, a predicted model, not a curated record